This is a messenger RNA of Daucus carota subsp. sativus, 1409 nucleotides long. RefSeq names its product transcription factor MYB44. Gene Ontology annotation, molecular function: RNA polymerase II cis-regulatory region sequence-specific DNA binding; DNA-binding transcription factor activity, RNA polymerase II-specific. The transcript has a single exon. Lineage: Eukaryota; Viridiplantae; Streptophyta; Magnoliopsida; Apiales; Apiaceae. Bases 246 to 923 code for a protein of 225 amino acids. The record is from RefSeq and is a predicted model, not a curated record. Gene Ontology annotation, biological process: regulation of DNA-templated transcription. Gene Ontology annotation, cellular component: nucleus.
CCCAAAACCAGAUUUCAUCUCGAAUUAAAUUUAAAUCACCCCAAUCCAAGUGGAGUAUUUGAAAAGCAGCAUUACUGAGCCAGUUGUAAGUUGUAACCAAAAGUCAGUUACAAAACUGAAACGUCUUUUUUGUUGAACCGUUUAAUUUUUUACCCUAAUCCCCUGUCUUAUAUAACCCCCUCUCUCCCUCACUUCUCAACCGCCUCUCUCUCUCUACUGUUCAAACUAUUCUCUCUCUAUUGUACAUGGAUCGUACCAAGGGCCCGUGGAGCGCGGAGGAGGACGAGCUGCUCACAAAGCUCGUCGACGAGCAUGGAGCCCGGAACUGGACCGUGAUCGGAAACUCCAUUCCCGGGCGAUCAGGGAAGUCCUGUAGGUUGCGGUGGUGCAAUCAGCUCUCGCCGGAAGUGAAGCACCGCGCGUUCACGGCGGAGGAAGACGAUAUCAUCUUCAAGGCGCACGCGCAGUACGGUAACAAGUGGGCGACGAUUGCGAGGCUUCUCAACGGCCGAACAGACAACGCGGUGAAGAAUCACUGGAACUCGACUCUCAAGCGUAAGUUCGUUAGCUCUCCCGGAAGCGAGGAGCGGAGCUGCCGAGUCAUGAAAAGAUCGGAGAGUGUGAGUGAUAAGAACGGAUCGGAGAUCAGUGAUUCGUGUAACUCGGAGGAUUGGAAUGCGGGGAAAGAGAAAGCGUUUGUGAUGGAGCCUCCGACGGCUCUGACAUUGUCUUUGCCGGGGACGGGGACGGAUUAUUAUGACAUAAAGGAGAAAAGAGGGGAAAAGAAUGGGGAGGGAGUUGUUAGGGUUAGUGAAGAUGUGGUUAAUGUGAUGAAGGAGAUGAUCAAGGUGGAGGUCAGGAAUUACUUUGAGAAGGAAGGGGGAGUGAGGAAUGCUGGGGUGAAGAGGAUUGGAAUUAAUUGAUUAGGGAUUAAUUUUGUUUAUCGGUAACGCAGAUUAAAGGGGAAGAUGAUAAAUCGAUCUAGAACAAAUUUGUUUUGGAGGGUGUGGUAUUUCGUACACAUGUUGUUUGAUUAUGGAUCGACAUAUGUGGUGGUCUGGUGGAUGUUGGUGGGAGGAAAAUUUUAAAAAAAUUGGCAAAACACAUAGUAGUGAAGAAAAAAAAUUACUAUAUUUACUAUGGUACUUUAUUCGAAAUUAUAAUUGCUUUAAAUUAUUUAUGAUCUCAUAAUUUCGAAUUUCAAAAUAAGUCUUGUAAAAAAAAUGUGUUCAGUUAAUUCUGAUGACUUUAAAACAGUAUUAUUAGCAUUCUUAUUUUCUCCUCGUAUGAUCUAUAUAUCAUGAACUAGUUGAGAAGUCGCGUGUUGCGACGGUCUAUAAAAAUUAUAGUAGUAUUAAUGAUGCAUUAUUAAUAUUUGUAGAAUUAAAUAAUUUUGUGGUUGUCUAUAA